Molecule: messenger RNA, 1603 nt
Organism: Tupaia belangeri chinensis (Chinese tree shrew)
Lineage: Eukaryota; Metazoa; Chordata; Mammalia; Scandentia; Tupaiidae
Gene: CBLIF
Product: cobalamin binding intrinsic factor
Exons: 9
Coding region: 131-1384 (417 amino acids)
Biological process (GO): cobalamin transport
Molecular function (GO): cobalamin binding
Source: RefSeq, a predicted model, not a curated record
GGAAUGGCUCGGUUUGGAGGCAGAUUGAUUUACUAAGAGGAGUACAGAUAAGAGAAGAUAGAGAAAUACUCCACUUGCAAACACUGGCAUCUGUGAACCAAGAGGAGAGAACAGAACAGGAGCGAGUGAGAUGGCUUGGUUUGCCUUUUACUGCCUGAACCUUCUCUGGGCUAUGGCUGGACCCAGCAGUCAGACCCAGAGCUCAUGCUCUGCUCCCUCAGCACAGCAGCCCUUGGUCAAUGACAUCCAAGUGUUCAUGGAGAACUCCGUGACCUCAUCAUCCUUCCCAAACCCCAGCAUCCUGAUUGCCAUGAACCUGGCUGGAGCCUACGAUGUGGAAACCCAGAAGCUCCUGACUUAUAAGCUCAUGGCCAGCGACACCUCUGACCUCACCAUUGGUCAGCUCGCCCUCACCAUUAUGGCCCUCACCUCCUCCUGCCGAGACCCUGGGAAUAAAGUAUCCAUUCUGCAAAGACAAAUGGAGAACUGGGCACCGCCAAGUCCCAACGCUGAAAUAUCAGCCUUCUAUGGGCCCAGUCUGGCGAUCUUGGCUCUGUGCCAGAAGACUUCUGAGACAGUCUUACCAAUAGCAGUCCGCUUUGCCAAGACCCUGCUGGCCAACUCCUCUCCAUUCAACGUGGACACAGGUGCAAUGGCGACCUUGGCUCUGACCUGUAUGUACAAUAAGAUCCCAGUGGGUUCAGAGGAAAGCUACAGAGUCCUCUUUGGGCAGGUGCUGAAGGAUAUUGUGGAGAAUAUCAGCAUGAGGAUCAAAGACAAUGGCAUAAUUGGAGACAUCUACAGCACAGGCCUGGCCAUGCAGGCUCUCUCUGUGACACCUGAGAAACCUAACAAGGAGUGGAACUGCCAGAAAACUAUGGAUACAAUACUGGAUGAGAUUAAGCAGGGGAAAUUCCACAACCCCAUGUCCAUCGCCCAAAUCCUCCCUUCCCUGAAGGGCAAGACAUACCUAGAUGUGCCCCAAGUCAUCUGUAUCCCUGAUCAUGAGGUGCAACCAACUCUCCCCAACCUCCCCAGCCCUGUUCCCACCUCAGCAUCCAACAUCACUGUCACAUACACCAUAAAUAACCAGCUGAGGGGGAUAGAGCUGCUCUUCAAUGUGACCAUUAAUGUCAGUGUGAAGAGUGGAUCAGUGCUCCUUGUUGUCCUAGAAGAAGCACAGCGCAAAAAUCCCAUGUUCAAAUUUGAAGCCACAAUGACAUCUUGGGGACUUUACAUCUCUUCUAUCAACAAUAUUGCAGAAAAUGUUAAUCACAAGACAUACUGGCAGUUUCUUAGUGGCAAAACACCUUUGAACAAAGGCGUUGCUGAAUACAUACCCUUCAACCAUGAGCACAUAACAGCCAAUUUCACACAGUACUGAGGAGGAGUUGGGCUCGGCUUCUACCAAACAACCCCAAAGGAUGAGUGGAAUGUUUUUCACAUUUCAAAUCUAUGCAAAAAAGCAGGUAUCUAUGAUGCUACUAUAUUCCUGGUAAAAACAGGGGGAAACACUAUGCAUCCAUACAAUAAAUGAUACAAAGUUACUUAGAGUCUCAACAUUUGUGGCCCAUAAAAAUAAAAAGUCUAACUUCUCAAUGCA